This is a messenger RNA of Aspergillus pseudoviridinutans, 861 nucleotides long. RefSeq lists its product as uncharacterized. The transcript is spliced from 3 exons. The coding region runs from base 1 to 861 and encodes 286 amino acids. Lineage: Eukaryota; Fungi; Ascomycota; Eurotiomycetes; Eurotiales; Aspergillaceae. Gene Ontology annotation, cellular component: membrane. Gene Ontology annotation, biological process: arachidonate metabolic process. The record is from RefSeq and is a predicted model, not a curated record.
AUGCCUGGAAGACUUAAAAUGACGGUGGACGAAUGCACCACAGCGUACAAAGAAGUCGCCGAGAAGGCCUUCACCGCUAAACACACAGUUUCUUUCCCUGGCUCUCCCUGGGGUGCUUCCUCUGCGACAGCACUGGAGUCCGCUAUGAAACAUGUCAUACGAAAGUACUGCGUCGAAGAAGACUGUGCUGCCCAGCGGAGGCAAGGCAUUUCCACUCUUGAGACCUGUCCACAUAGCGAGGAGCUUCUCCGAUAUGAUGGUUGCGUUAGGACUGACGUUUUGGCGAUAACGAAGGACGUAUCGAUGCCCGUUGCAAKGGCAGCAUCUGCUGCGACAACAUUCUUCAAGUCCACCAAGUGUGGGCGCGAUGAGAUCGAAUUCAUUGAUGCUGGUUUCGGAUAUAAUAAUCCAUGCGGGAUUCUCAUUGAGGCAAGGGAACAAUUUCCCGGGUCUUCACAGUUACAAGUACUCAGCAUCGGCACGGGACUCGGCGGCAUGGUCACAGUGAAACACAAGCGGAUGUCUAUUCUCAACGCGGUGAAGAAGAUGGCAACCAGCUCCAAGAAGGUUGCAGACCAAGUGGAAGCCUUGUUCGAUGAAGAGGGCCAUUACUAUCGGUUCAAUAUGGAUCGCGGCCUUGAGGAUAUCACCCUUUCAGACUGGAAAACGGACAGUCGGAUCUCUUCACAUACCCAUAACUUCCUGAAGGAACAGUAUAGGAUGGUUGACAAAUGUGCAGGCUGCUUCGCCGCUUCCGCUUGCGCAGGCAAAUGCGAGAAGGUUCUCAAACACAGCAGCAAUGUAAAUGCGGUGAUGUUCUCUCCAAAUAGUCAGCAGCUCACAUCUACCUCUCAGACAUGA